This is a messenger RNA of Arabidopsis lyrata subsp. lyrata, 2239 nucleotides long. RefSeq lists its product as uncharacterized. Gene Ontology annotation, biological process: protein desumoylation. Gene Ontology annotation, cellular component: nucleus. Gene Ontology annotation, molecular function: deSUMOylase activity. Lineage: Eukaryota; Viridiplantae; Streptophyta; Magnoliopsida; Brassicales; Brassicaceae. The record is from RefSeq and is a predicted model, not a curated record. The coding region runs from base 518 to 2095 and encodes 525 amino acids. The transcript has 10 exons.
AAGACAGAACCAACCAAAACUUCCCAUGCUUCACAGGGCCCAAAUAAAUCGGUGGGUAAGGCACCGAUGAGUGUGAAGAAGGCAUCUAAAAAGAUGUCUACAAAGAAAGUAUUCAAGUCUGGAACAAGAAAGUCUUCAAGGCUGAAGAAUAUAAUGACGUCAGUUGCUGAGAUUACUCAGCUUCCUGAUGGUAACUCUUCCUCUGAGGAAGAUGACCAGGAUGAAGCCAACAAUGAAGGUGGUUUUUCUGUAAAUGAUGGAGGAGAUUUUUCGAACAGAGAUGAAGGUAUGGUUGACACUGGAGUAGCUAACAUUUCAGUUGGUGGACCUACACCUUCCCAUCAGGUAUGUCGUGUACAAAUAUUUUUUUCAAUUAUUUCCAGUUGUGUACGUACACAUAGGCUUCAGAAGUGUAUGGUAUACUAUGUUUCAGGAUGAAGGAGCACGUGAUGGUGGUGAGUCUGUCCUUGUUGGUACAUAGUCAGGGACCGAGGAAAAAGCUAGUGGUGACACAGAGAUGGAAGAAAUUCCAUCUCCUGUACCUUCAACCUCUGUACAGGAUAAAGGACCAAUUGAUGGUGGUGAGCCUGUCGUAGUUGGUACACAGCGAGGGACAGAUGAAAAACCAACUGCUGACACAGAGAUGGUAGAAAAUCCAUCAGGUUUACCUGCAACAUCUGGACAGGGAGAAGAACAUGGUGCCGGUCUUGAGAGUGAAGCAAAUGUUGGGGAGCAACCAGAAAUUUCUGAGGGUAAUGAUAGAGAUACAUCUUCUCAGGCUGAACACACCGAGGAACCCGGUGUAAGUGUUGAUGCGGGAGAUGUACCCAAUGUAGUUGCAGAGAGUAAAGUGGAUGACUCAGUACUUGAGGGCACCCUAGGGGAUCCCCCUUCACCAUGUGCAGUAGUUAGGAAGGUGUUACAGGAGUUGGCAACGAAAGCCUCCAUGGAUGUGGAUGCAGCUAAUGUAAAGGAGGGAGUGUUGGAGCAGCAGGGGAUUAUCGACGGGGUGGAAGAACAAGAGGAUUCAAACCCAGGGUUAGAUGAAGCAGACACGACAGUUGGUACACUAGAAAAUAUUGAUGAACCAAACAACGAUGCUGCAGUCGAAGCUGUUAAAAUUCCUACGCCGGUUGUACCCAAAAAAAUGAAGAAGCAAAUAAUUGUUGAGAUGGAUGACGCCCUUCCGGAAGGUUUUAAGGAAACAACAGUCCUCGUGCAGGAUGUUCCUGGACGAGCUGAAGAUUCAGAGGUUGUUAUAGCGGCUGGAAAUGUCCCUUACAACCCCUUGGAGAAGGUUGAUGCUUCCAAAUUAGAGAUCUUAACCAAUGUCCUCCGCGGUUUUAAUGUGAAGCACACUCUUUUCGGGUAUCGCAAAGUGGACAACGAGUUUUUCUCCAUGCUUAUAGCACAAGGACAGUGGGUGGAUAAUAUGAUCUUGGAAAUGCUCGCAAUCUUGAUGUGGCACAAGAACGGUCAACAAAUGAUAGCAAACCGAUGCGUUGUUUUGGACUCCUACCUGCUUUAUGAGCUUACUAAGCGUGCUGUCAGCUUCAGGAAUUGUAGAAAUAAGCAUGGGUUCAAAUGGGGCGACCGGCUAUACGACAUGGCCAAUGGAAUACACAUACACCGUGAACCUAGUCUUAGGUGGUUCAAGGAUGUCGACGUGGUAUAUGCUCCGAUGAACUGGAAAGGUGAUCAUUGGGUUGGGUUGGCAAUCCACCUCAGAGCCCGGAAUAUAGUUGUCUAUGACGCUCUCAUAGAACACACGCGGGAGUCUGUUGCAUGGUCAAAGAUGCAGCCUGUCUGCGAGAUGAUGCCGUACCUAGUGAGAGCGAUGUGCGCGGAUGUAUUGCCUGCGAAGUACUCAGUUGAACCUUUUGCCUAUGAGAGAAAUGUUAUGGUCGCUCAAAACCCAAGUACAGGAGAUUGCGGGCCUUACGCAAUGAAGUACUUGGAGUUGCUGGCGUUUGGUAACCCAAUGUCAGACUUGGUGAAUAUUCAAGAAGCAGAUAUGGCCACCUACCGUCAGGUGUACGCAACAGAAAUCUACGAGCACGGCAAGCGCGAGUGUGGUAACCGGCGUUUAUUGUAAUCAUCCCUGGAUGUUGAAUUAUUUUUAUUUCCUAGUACUUAUUUCCUUAUUUCAACAACCUAAUUAGAACAACGUAAUUAAUUAUGGAGAUCCUCAAAAUAUUUAUGUAAUCGUUAUAACUAUCUUCUCUAAACAAUCUGCACA